AUGUGCACAUUCGCACCCGGCUAUUCUCAAUACGAGACCAAAUCCAACACGAUGCCUGUUAACACAAAAGGACGUGGCGUAUUGCCAGUGACUGCCGCACAGACCAAGAAACCUCCUAAACAACAGCAACCUCGUCCACCAGCACCCAGAUUGCGACUCAUCAUCAGACGGCUACCUCCUGGUCUUACGGAAACCGAAUUUUGGAACUGCAUAGGAGUCGACUGGCAAGUUGGAAAAGGCAAGGUUGACUGGGCCGCCUAUAAAGCAGGGAAGAUCUCGAAAGACCUUGCUAAACCUUCACGACCCGCUCGAGCAUAUCUGAAGGUCAAGGAUCCUUCCUACCUUGAUCAGCUAUCCACCCAACUCCGAAUUGUCAACUUUCACGACGCGAAGAACUCUGUCGGAGACCCUUGUCUGAUCGGCCCGCCAUCGUUGGAGUUCGCCCCGUACAACAAGAUACCAAGCACUAGGCUCAGGCACGACGGACGCCAGGGCACUAUCGACCAAGAUCCCGAAUUCAUAGAUUUUCUGCAGUCUCUGACAGAACCUAUCACAAAGUCUGCAGCUAACGAAGAGUCCCUGGAGGCUAGGCAAGAAAAGGCCACUAUCACUCCACUCGUCCAAUACAUCAAAGAGAAGAAGGCCAACAAAGCCAAGGAAAAGGAGGCUGCUGUAGCUGCCAAAGCUAGUGCAAAGAAAGGACAGGAAGUCAAAGAGAUGAAAGAUGUCAAGGAAAAUAAGGACAGUAAAGCAGCACCGCCUACGAAGCCUGAGAAGGCUAUUGCAGCCAAGAAGGGUGUGGCAACCGAAGUAGACAAAGCUAAGGUGGCCAAAGCAACUCAACAGGCCAUGGAAUCCAUCAAGAAGUCAGUCGCUGAGAUCAAGGGCCAGACCACACCGAAGCAGGAGCCUAAGCCCAUGGAAAAGAAAGAACUUGUAACCAAUCAGCCAACACCGAAAAGAGAGCGUCAAAGAGGUGAUGCCAGUGCUGCAGCACGAAUCAUCGGUCGUGACCUUGGCCUUGUGCCGAAGGAAGGUCGAGCUUCCAGAGGACAACGAGCUGUGACUUCUCCUGCUCCUGCCCCUGUGGCGCCUCUUACUGCCGUUGAUAUUAACCCGUCUACCAAUUCCCCAGCGGCUGCCAAGCCCCCUCCACCACAGCCUGCUCCCAGUAAUGCUACAAAAACAUUGAAUGUUUCACCUCAACCACCUACAGGCCCACGAAAUCUUCGCAAUGCUCCACCUCAGUUACCUGCAUUACAACCUGUAGCGACGCUCCAACCCUCGAAGUCGAAGUCCGUACCGCAACCUUCUCCUGGUGCCAGAUCAGCAUUCCUCAAACAUGCGAAUCCUUCGCAAGGGGUAACUGAGGCUUUGCUGCGUGAGACGUUCUCGGUGUACGGCACAAUUACACGAUGUGAGAUUGACAGGAAGAAAGGGCUAGGCUAUAUUGACUUUACAGAAUCAGAAGCUCUGAAGAAGGCCAUGAGUGCAAGCCCUAUUAAGAUUGGUAACGGCUCAGUUGUGGUACUAGAGAACAGAACACCUUACAAGAAAGUUUCACAACAUGCUACAAGGAGCAAUACCAAUUCGCCGACACCUAACCCAAGCACCCCUUCGUCCCCAAGAGUUGUUCAGGCUUCCUUGUCGAAUAUUGCAGAACAGGCUCAACCUUCAGCCACGAUCGAGCCCACACAGCCACUCGUCCAGUCCGUUGAACCUGACCCUGCUGCUAUCAGAGCCUCAACCUUACCCACGACGAACGCCACUCCCGCUGCAGUGAACAAGGCUCAAAACAAUGUCUUGUCGGAGAAUGCCAGUCAAAGUCCCUCCUCCUCAACGGCGGCGGCACCUCCGUCAGCGCCUCGUGGCAACAAUCGAGCAAACUAUCGAGGUCGAGGUUAUCGUGGUGGUAAAGGAGGACAGUUUCGUGGUGGUAAUCGUGCCGCGAGCUCGCCUAAUCCCAACGCUGCGACUAACACUCCAGCCGCGCCUGCUGCGAACGGCAAGACCUAG
This is a messenger RNA of Lithohypha guttulata, 2016 nucleotides long. RefSeq lists its product as uncharacterized. Gene Ontology annotation, biological process: nuclear-transcribed mRNA catabolic process, nonsense-mediated decay; positive regulation of translation. The transcript has 2 exons. Gene Ontology annotation, cellular component: nucleolus; cytoplasm. Gene Ontology annotation, molecular function: mRNA binding. Lineage: Eukaryota; Fungi; Ascomycota; Eurotiomycetes; Chaetothyriales; Trichomeriaceae. Bases 1 to 2016 code for a protein of 671 amino acids. The record is from RefSeq and is a predicted model, not a curated record.